GAUAAGAAAAUGAUGAUCAAGAAGAUAACAGGUUUUGUCAUAAUCGCAAUAUUAUCAAUUGUCGUCGGAGUUUCCAGUAAGCCUGAUUACCGAGAUGCACUGCACAAGUCCAUUCUGUUUUUUCAGGCACAAAGGUCAGGGAAGCUCCCUGAUGAUCAGGCCAUAAAAUGGAGGACAAACUCCGGGCUCAAUGAUGGUUCAGUAGAAAAUGUGGAUUUAAGUGGAGGUUACUAUGAUGCUGGAGACAACAUGAAAUUCAACUUCCCCAUGGCAUUCACAACCACAAUGCUAGCAUGGAGUGUGCUAGAGUUUGGGAGGAGAAUGCAAGAUGAACUAGCUCAAGCUCGCGAAGCAGUGCGUUGGGGAACAGAUUACCUUCUCAAGUCCUCUGUUAAUCUUCCUCAUGCUCUUUAUGUGCAGGUUGGAAAUCCAAAUGUAGAUCACAAAUGUUGGACUCGUGCGGAGGACUUACGAGAACCAAGGAGUGUCUACAAGGUAACGCCGGUAAACCCGGGCACCGAUGUAGCUGCCGAGACAGCAGCUGCCCUGGCCGCAGGCUCAAUUGUGUUCAGGCACAUUGACAAAGGAUACGCGAAUAAACUGCGAGAGACUGCAAUCAAGGCAUUUGCAUUUGCUGAUAAAUACCGAGGAAAAUACAGUGACUCCCUUUCCUCAGUUGUUUGUCCCUUCUAUUGCUCAUACUCUGGUUUUGAAGAUGAACUUUUAUGGGGAGCUGCAUGGCUUUAUAAGGCUACACAGAACUCUUCUUAUCUUGACUUUGCCAAGUCUCUUGAUGUUAAUAAUAAAGAUUCAGAUACUUUUAGUUGGGAUGACAAAAUACCUGGUGCUCGUGUGCUUCUAGCAAGGGAUUACUUGGUUGAGAAACAUGAAGUAGGUGCAGAAUAUAGAAAGAGAGCAGAGAGGUAUUUUUGCAGUGUAUUGCCGAGUUCUCCAUCGGUGAGUGUUAAGUAUACAGCAGGGGGAUUGCUGUAUAAGAUGAGUGGGAGUAAUUUGCAGUAUGUGACAUCCAAUACCUUCUUGCUCAGUGUGUAUGCAAAAUACCUCAGAGCAUCUGGACAGACCUUCAAUUGUGGAGAUUUGCUUGUCACUCCAUCAGUGUUAAGGGAACUGGCUAGGAAACAGGUCGAUUAUAUUUUAGGAGAAAAUCCUAAAAUGACAUCAUACAUGGUUGGAUAUAGUAAAAACUUCCCGAAACAUGUUCAUCACAGGAGCUCAUCUAUUCCGAGCAUUCUUGUAGACACACAACCUUUGAGUUGUGACAGCGGCUUCAACUUCUACUAUGCAUCAAGUGAAAACCCUAAUGUACUCACAGGAGCUGUCGUCGGAGGACCAGACGACAACGAUGAAUACACUGACGACCGUAACAAUUAUGCUCAGUCUGAACCAGCAACAUACAUUAAUGCUCCUCUUGUUGGGACAUUAUCCUAUAUAGCUGCAUGCUUUCAAUGAUAUUUGUAUCAUAUUUGAGUAUCUUAAUUGAAUAAUAAAGCUCAUAAGGCUUGUUAGAUUUGAGCUUUGCUAAUGUUAAGAGUUUUUGGCUAUAUGUGUUCAUUCUUAGAAAGAGAUUAAGUGAUGACUACGUGCUUGAU
Messenger RNA from Dioscorea cayenensis subsp. rotundata (Guinea yam), 1610 nucleotides. RefSeq names its product endoglucanase 3-like. Bases 10 to 1470 code for a protein of 486 amino acids. The record is from RefSeq and is a predicted model, not a curated record. Gene Ontology annotation, molecular function: hydrolase activity, hydrolyzing O-glycosyl compounds. NCBI's taxonomy places the organism in Eukaryota, Viridiplantae, Streptophyta, Magnoliopsida, Dioscoreales, Dioscoreaceae. Gene Ontology annotation, biological process: carbohydrate metabolic process. The transcript has 6 exons.